Diospyros lotus (date-plum) is the source of this 486-nucleotide messenger RNA. RefSeq lists its product as uncharacterized. The record is from RefSeq and is a predicted model, not a curated record. The transcript has a single exon. The coding region runs from base 1 to 486 and encodes 161 amino acids. Lineage: Eukaryota; Viridiplantae; Streptophyta; Magnoliopsida; Ericales; Ebenaceae.
AUGAAAGUUUCCCAAGACAGGCAGAGGAGUUAUGCUAACAAGCGUCGUCGAGCGCUUGAGUUUGAUGUUGGUGACUCUGUUUUGUUGCGAGUUAUGCCUAUGAAGGGCAUCAAACGUUUUGGCUUAUCGGGGAAGCUUAGCCCUCGGUAUAUUGGGCCGUUUGAGAUUCUUGAGCGUGUAGGGUCAAUUGCCUACCGCUUAGCUUUGCCACCACGUUUGUCUCAUGUUCAUAAUGUGUUUCAUGUAUCGAUGUUACGGAAGUAUGUGCCGGAUCCCAAGCAUGUUAUUGAUUAUCAGUCUCUUGAGGUUCAGGAGGAUGUGUCUUAUGAGGAGGAGCCUCUUUGUAUCCUAGACCGUAAGGAGAAGGUAUUGAGGACCCGGACCAUUCCGUAUGUGAAGGUGCAGUGGCAGCGACAUAGUCCUGAGGAAGCUACAUGGGAGUUAGAGGAGAAGAUACAACAAUCCUAUCCCCAGUUAUUUAUAUGA